Echinostoma caproni is the source of this 546-nucleotide messenger RNA. The record is from the annotation of a GenBank genome assembly. NCBI's taxonomy places the organism in Eukaryota, Metazoa, Platyhelminthes, Trematoda, Plagiorchiida, Echinostomatidae.
AUGAUCAGGAUAGGUGCAAUGUCUCGACUGGUUCCUCCCGUUAUCGUGGCCAAUCCCGAAACCCAACGCCUGAUUGAAUACAUCCACGAAACGGCAUACAGUCAAGAUGAACUCCCAGUCAAAUUUUUUGAAGCAGUUGCCACUGUGUGGAAAGAUCCUGGAGUUCAACAAGCAUUUGAACGUUCCAAUGAAUACCAGCUGAUUGACUGCGCGAAAUACUUUCUGGAUCGUGCUAUGGAAGUUGGAAAGCCAGAUUACACCCCUUGCGAACAAGAUAUUCUGCGCUGUCGAGUUCUUACCUCGGGGAUUUUCGAGACACGGUUCUGCGUGGACAAAGUUCAGUUUCACAUGUUUGACGUGGGCGGUNAUGUGACAGCGAUCAUUUUUGUCACCGCUUGUUCCUCCUACAAUAUGGUUCUGCGUGAAGAUCCCAGUCAGAAUCGGUUACGAGAGUCUCUCGAACUGUUCAAGUCUAUUUGGUGCAAUCGUACCUGCUAUUUGCCUUUUGCAAUCAAAACAUUGAAUCUUGAAGAACCGUUGGAAUAA